Colossoma macropomum (tambaqui) is the source of this 1822-nucleotide messenger RNA. It is a transcript of the gene kazald2, whose product is annotated as Kazal-type serine peptidase inhibitor domain 2. Gene Ontology annotation, biological process: regulation of signal transduction; regulation of cell growth. Bases 721 to 1641 code for a protein of 306 amino acids. The record is from RefSeq and is a predicted model, not a curated record. Lineage: Eukaryota; Metazoa; Chordata; Actinopteri; Characiformes; Serrasalmidae. The transcript is spliced from 7 exons. Gene Ontology annotation, cellular component: extracellular region. Gene Ontology annotation, molecular function: insulin-like growth factor binding.
GCGUCCAACAGUUUCAAAAUAAACGUCCUUAUGUACAAUAGCGUGUUGCUUUUCAGUUGGAUUCUAGUAUGAAAAAAUACAAUUUUUAUUUGUGGAAACACUUUUCAUUUUUGCAUAAUGAACUCAAGGGACACUCCAAAAUGAGCAAUUUAACCAUCAUCCAUUGGAAACAUGCCGGAGAUUUUCCAGUUUAAAGCCUAGGAAACUCCCUUCUGAUGAUGCAUCUUGAAGGGCCUGCAAGUAACCGGGCCAUUGCUGGGACCAGGUGUGUAGGGGCUGAAUUUAUGACCUUUCCUGCUGACUGCAACAUUUGGGUUGGACCAGCGCCCAUGCACACCCUCCCCCUUCCCCCCACAAACAGAAGAUUAUGAUUGGCUCUUGGUAGGUUUCUGAUCACACCUUUCUCACACCUUCAGGGAGCACCCUACAAUUUAAGAGGGGUCCGUCGCCUUUUGUGUUUUCUCCUUUGUACCUUUCUUUAGCCCUCUUUCUUGUCCGGGCAGCAAGUACCGACAGACGUCUCUCCACUCUGUUUAUAGGGCCUACAGCCUGCUAAGGAUCACUCAUCUCUGUCAAGAGUUUGUCCGACAGACUGCGUUCUGCAGGAGAUGAAAGGCUCUCCUGCUGUUUGAGUCGCAGGGAGGAUCUCCAAAUCACUCACUCGCUUGAGUAAAAAGGAGUCAUCUUGUUUGUCAACAAGCGUAACCAAGGGAACAGAGAAUGGUGUGUUUGACAGCAAUGCUAACGCUGCUGCUGGCUUGCCUCUCUGAGCCUCUUCCAUUGGAGCACCUCAGGCACUUAGACUGGCAGCGGGGCAUGAGGCCGGGUGAGCAGUGCCCAAAAAAGUGCCAGCCCGAGCUGUGUCCGGAUGCCAGGCUGCUCCAGAGCUGCGUGUCGGGUCAGGUCCGUGACCCGUGCGGGUGUUGUUGGGAAUGUGGGAAUGGAGAGGGUCAGCUGUGUGACCCCGAGCCCUGGACCGGGUCCACUUUCUUUGGGCGUUGCGCUGAGGGACUCCGCUGUAAAGCGCCAAGGAGGGACUCCUCAAUGAAAGAAGAACCCAAGCCAGUGUGUGUGUGCACCAAGCAAGAGAUGCUGUGCGGCUCGGAUGGGAAGACAUACGAAAACGUGUGCCAACUGCGGGCAGCCCAGCGCAGGCUAGGCGAGCGGCAGAAGGUUACUGUGGCGCAUCAUGGACCCUGCAAAGCAAAACCAAUCAUCACCUAUGCCCCACGUGACAUCAUCACUCUGGAGGGAAGUGAUGUCCUCCUUUCCUGUGAGGUUUCAUCGUACCCUCUGGCGUCCAUACAGUGGAGGAAAGAGGGGGACAGCGUCUUCCUUACUUCUGAUGAUUCCAGCAGAGCCAUACAGGCGCGCGGAGGCCCGCGGCGCUUUGAGCUCACCGGCUGGCUCCAGAUCCACGGGGUCGGCCCUGACGAUGCAGGGGUGUACACAUGUGCCGCCAGGAACGCCUUCGGUGAGGUGUCUGCCUCCGCUAGAUUACGGGUUAUGCACAGAGGAUCUCCACAAAACAGAGAGCUUCCCAAAAGGAAAAAUGAAGCCCACAACACGUCCUUCAAUGAUGCUGAAAGUGAAGAUGAUGAAGAUUAUGAGGGACAACCAAGUGGAUAUAUGUAUUUGUAAGAUAUUGUGAUGAUCAUACAGCAAAUCCAUUUAACAAUGUUUUGUCAUCAUUUUAGGCCUGUCUGAAAAAUAGACUCUUUAUAGCAUCGCUUUUAAACACUUUUAUAACAUUUGAUGUCUUACUUGAGUAAGUACCUAUUGUUUGAGCACUGUAAAUAAAUACUUAUUAUAUGUUUCUAUA